Molecule: messenger RNA, 1125 nt
Organism: Saccharomyces kudriavzevii IFO 1802
Lineage: Eukaryota; Fungi; Ascomycota; Saccharomycetes; Saccharomycetales; Saccharomycetaceae
Product: putative aminopeptidase
Exons: 1
Coding region: 1-1125 (374 amino acids)
Biological process (GO): proteolysis
Molecular function (GO): metalloexopeptidase activity
Source: RefSeq, a predicted model, not a curated record
AUGAAGAUACAAUCGCUUGCAGUUCUGUUUAAUGUCGCAACAACGGCAUGGUCACUUCCAUACGGAUCUUUAAAGGUUCUGCAGGUGGGAGAAAAUGAAGUAAUAGAAGUUCCUGAAUCAGAAAAAGUGAACCUUUUGAGGAGAGGUAUCAAAUUCUUCGAUGUGACCAAACACACUUCCUCUUUACCCUUCUUUAAGAAGGAGAAGGAGCCGACAGUACCAGUGUAUACUUAUCCGACUGAGGUAUCGAACAAAGAAGUCGUUGACGGCCUAAUUACGGAUAUAGAUAAGGACUCUAUGUACAAGAACCUGGCAAAGUUCACUAGUUUCUACACUCGCUACUACAAAUCCGAAUGUGGUUUUGAAUCCGCCCAAUGGUUAGCUGCAACUAUAGCUAAUAUCACGCAGGAUGUUCCGCAAGAUAUAUUAACCAUUGAACAUUUUGAUCACAAAGAAUGGAAGCAAUAUUCUAUUAUAGUUCGGAUUGCUGGAUCCAUGACUCCGGAAGAUAUUAUAGUAAUUGGUUCUCAUCAAGAUUCUAUCAAUCUGUUACUGCCAUCCAUAAUGGCAGCUCCAGGUGCGGAUGAUAAUGGCUCGGGCACGAUAACCAGUUUAGAAGCUCUAAGAUUGUAUACAGAAGACUACUUGAAGGCGGGACUUAGACCUAAUAACACAGUUGAAUUUCAUUUCUAUUCCGCUGAAGAGGGUGGAUUGUUGGGUUCUCUUGAUAUAUUUACAGAGUAUUCAAAACAAGGAAAACAAGUGAGAGCAAUGCUGCAACAGGACAUGACAGGGUAUGUAUCUGAUCCGGAAGAUGAACAUGUGGGAAUUGUGACCGACUACACUAGUCCCGCAUUGACUAAUUUUAUUAAACUGAUUAUUGAGUCUUACUUGUUGAUUCCCUACAGAGAUACAGAAUGUGGCUAUGCUUGUAGUGACCAUGGCAGUGCCACUAGAAACGGAUUCCCAGGUUCCUUCGUAAUUGAAAGCGAGUUCAAAAAAACAAAUAAAUAUAUUCACAGCACCAUGGAUACUUUAGAUAGAUUAAGUUUCGAUCAUAUGGCGGAGCACGCAAAAAUUGUAUUGGGAGCAAUUGUUGAACUCGGCUCUUGGUCUGCCUGGUGA